AUGGUGUCCUCAUGUCUGGCCCGGCUCCAGGAAGGCUCUCUCCUCACCAAGCUGAAGGAUGGAGCCCGCAGCCUGCCCAAAAACUUCUACUUAGACGAGGACAAGUCCUGCGUCAGAUGGAAGCCCUCAAGGAAAGGAGACAAUGCCAAAAUUCCGAUCACCUACAUCACGGAUGUGAGGGAGGGCCUGAGGUCAGGAACCGACCCCCCACUGAACCUUGACCCCACCUGCUGCCUCCACCUGAUCCAUGGCAACGAGGGGGAAGCCAUAGAGCUGGUUGCUAGGUCAGCAGAGGAGGCAGCCCUCUGGGUCCGUGGGCUGAGACACCUGGUGAUGGAGAUGAGAGAGGAGAGCGGCUUCGAACACAAACCCAUCACAAACUGGCAAUAUCCUUUUAGCCACAUGAGUGUUGCCCUUGACCCUGACCUUACCUACCAGUGGCUGCUGGAGUGUUUCAGCCAGGUGGACGGGGACCGCGACGGUCGGCUGACGUGUCCGGAGGUGCUGCUCCUGUUUGACAGGCUCAACAUCUACGACUCCAGCGGAAAGAUACAGGACAUGGUGCAGAGAGCGGUAGAGGGUUCUGGUCUGCUUGACUGGGAAGGUUUCUUGAGUCUCUACAGAACCAUCUCCACACGGCAGGACCUUGUGGUGCUCCUUAAGAAGUACUCGGAGGGGAAGGACUUUCUUACCGCAGCAGAGCUUGCACAGUUCUUAGAAAAGGAGCAAAAGGUUGAAGACUGCGGGCGUGACCAGUGCCUGGACAUUAUCGCACACUGUGAGCCUCGGGAGGACUACAUGUUAAACGGCUGGCUGGGGCUCGAUGGUUUCACCAACUACCUGCUGAGCCACCACGGGGACAUCUUCGACUCUUCCCAUCAUGCUGUUCACCAGGACAUGACCCAGCCGCUGUCCCACUACUACAUCGCAACAUCCCAUAAUACUUAUCUCCAGGGCGACCAGCUCCUUUCGGAGUCCAGCGUGGACAUGUACGCCUGGGUGCUUCAGUCUGGAUGCAGAUGUGUCGAGCUUGACUGUUGGGAUGGACCAGAGGGGGAGCCUAUCGUGUACCACGGCUACACCCUCACUUCUCUUGACUGUUGGGACGGUCCAGAGGGGGAACCUAUUGUGUACCACGGCUACACCCUCACCUCUCGUUUGACUGUUGGGAUGGUCCAGAGGGGGAAGCCUAUCGUGUACCACGGCUACACCCUCACCUCCCGAGUCUCUUCAGGGACGUCAUCGGAUUACCCCGUGAUCCUGUGCCUGGAGAACCACUGCAGUUUGGACCAGCAGAGGAAGAUGGCGCUCUACCUGACACAGAUCCUGGCAGGGAAACUCGAGGUUCCUCCUCUCUCACCUGGAGCUACACACCUGCCUUCUCCUCAGGACCUGCGCGGGAGGAUUCUCAUCAUGAGUAAGAAGCUGAGCCCAGGUAUCCCGGCAGGUACCAGGUGUGGAGAAAGUAAGAAGCUGAACCCAGGUGUCCCGGCAGGUACCAGGUGUGGAGAAGUGAGCGAUGAAGACAGUGCUGAUGAGAUGGAGGAGGGAUACAAGCUGCUACCUGGGGAGCUGAUGGAGAGUUCCUGUAGGAAACACAUUGUGGAGUCCUAUGCCAGAAGUAAGCUGGCCACCCUGGCUAAGAACGGCAAGACUGUCACGGCAGAGAAGGAGCAUCACAAGGUUCCUGUUAGUCCGAGACAACGGGCGCGACUCGCGCUGGCGAACUCCCCGCUCAUCCGGAGGAGGAGGGGAGCGUCCAGCGAUCAUGAGGACUCGGAGAAGUCUCGGAGGGAUCGGAGCAGGAGCAGAGAGAGGAAGGCUGGCCGGAGCAGCUCGUUCAGCGAGGCGGAUGCGGUGGAUACCCAGGACAGGAAGUUUGGGGCCAAAGUGCACGACACGUUCAGCAAACUCACGCACAGGAAGAAGAAAAAGCAGCCUGUGGCGCCCCCCGGCCUCCCCACCCUACACAGUCAGGAGCAGCUGCAGGAUGUCAAUGACAUCAUCCCCGACAACAAGGAUGCUGUUGGCAUGGAAACCCAUGCCCCGGCAACCACUGCUGUGGGGGAGAGAGCACAGGGGCAGAGAGAUCUCCCGGAUGUAGGGCGGGGAAGGAAGGGUGGAGAGAAGCACACGAGGAGGAUGCUGUUGGCGAAGGAGCUGUCAGACCUGGUCUGGUACAUGGACAACAAGUCGUUCAACCCCCUGACCACAUCCCCGAUCGCGGGAGUGACCAGACGACAGCUGACCGUGCGAGUGCUGAGCGGUCAGCAGUUGCGGGGAGUGACUGCCGCCAGUGACGGUCCGGCCGAGCUUCGCGUCGAGGUGGAAGUUUUGGGGCUGAACGCGGACUAUCACAAGGAGCAAACAAGGCCCCAUAGUACUGACGGUUACAACCCUACCUGGGAUGACACUAUGACCUUCAACCUGACCUUGCCCGACCUUGCCAUGGUCAGGUUCACCGUGGUUUGUUACUCUGACCAUCAGCAGGAGGUCAUAGGGCAUCGGACUGUUCCAUUCAUCAGUCUUCUCACAGGCUACAGACAUGUCCACAUGGAGGGACAUCCUGCUUCCAUCUUUGUGCAUGUCUCGGUGACUGACUACCAGGGCAAGGGCAAGUAUCGGACGGGGAUCAAGAACUUCAUCACAAGGAACUGGAGCUUAAGACAAGGCAGCUCCUUCCGGGAGACGUCUGCUCCCAUCAUUAAGAAACCUCCGGCUGUCAACUUCACCAAACGUCUGGGGAAACUCACCAUGCCCAGGUGGCAUCUCGGGUCAGGUCACAAGACCUGA
Molecule: messenger RNA, 2793 nt
Organism: Branchiostoma floridae (Florida lancelet)
Lineage: Eukaryota; Metazoa; Chordata; Leptocardii; Amphioxiformes; Branchiostomatidae
Product: 1-phosphatidylinositol 4,5-bisphosphate phosphodiesterase eta-1-like
Exons: 23
Coding region: 1-2793 (930 amino acids)
Biological process (GO): lipid metabolic process; phosphatidylinositol-mediated signaling
Molecular function (GO): phosphatidylinositol-4,5-bisphosphate phospholipase C activity; calcium ion binding
Source: RefSeq, a predicted model, not a curated record